CAGGGAAGGAGAAUGCGACUGUGUCAGAUGUUUAGCUGGGAGGAAGGAGAGGAGUGCCACGUAAAUGUUUAUGGCAGAUACCAAGAAAUUUCUUUCUGGCCUGCUGUAUUUAGAGCAAAAUGGCAGUGAAGGUGCAUAGUGUUAUAUCAGCAUGGAAGUCCUUUGAAUUGGCUAAUGUGCAGAGAGAACUUGAUGAAACUGCUUCAGAGCUUGCAACUCGUCAAGAUGAAUCUGAAGAAUCUCGUAAGAAAUUGGUUGAUUUGUCAAGAGAAUUUAAGAAAAAUACUCCAGAAGAUGUUCGUAAACAAGUGGCUCCUUUACUAAAAAGUUUUCAAACUGAAAUAGAUAAUCUGAACAAGAGGAGUAAAUUUGUAGAAACAGCAUUUUUAAAUGUAUAUAAAAAAGUGAUUGACAUUGCAGACCCACUUUCUACCCUAGAAUACUGUGCUGGUCUUGAAAAGAAAAUAGGACGUUUGGCAGAUUUGGAAAUUGAAAAUAAGAACCUCAGAGAAACUUUACGAGAAUACAAUGAAGAAUUCAAAGACGUUAGGAACCAAGAUGUAACCAUAAAGGCCUUAAAAGAGAAAAUUAAGAAUUAUGAAGACUUAAUGGAUGAUACUGUGCAAAAGAAAACAAAGGAAUUAGAAAGGGAAUUGUCUCGUCAGUAUGCAGAGAAAGAGAGGUUGCUUCAUGAAACACAGGAAUCUGUAAUGAGAAGGUUACAGGAAGCAGAAACAAGAGCUCAGUCAUUGCAGUCUACCUUAGAUCAAACACAGUCAGAAUUAUUUGAAUUAAAAAGUAAAUCCGAAGAAUCAAAUUUUGCAAAGUCAGAUGAAACUGACAUUUUGAUGAAUGACCUUGAACGUGCUAAUCAGAGAGCUAUCACAGCUGAGAGAGAGUCAGCACGGCUAAUGGAGCAAGUUAGGGUAUUGCUCCUUGCUCACAACUCACAAAUGGAUAAUAUGUCUAGCUCUGUGUCAUCUGCAAAUGAAAUUGAGUCAACAUCUGACAGUUUGGCCAGAUCUUCUUUAGAAAUUGAACUUGCCUCAAAGGACAAAGAAAUCUCCCAACUUGUAGAAGACAUUAAACAACUGCAGCUUUCCUUGGACAACUUAAGAGAAAUAUCUUCCAAUCAAAUUCAUGAUCUUGAAAUGAAAGUGGAGCAGGACAUAGAAACCAUUGCAAGGGUAGAAGCCAAAAUAGCUAAACAAAAAGAUUAUGAUGAGAUCAAGAGAGAGCUAAGUAUCAUGAAAUCUGUUGAGUUUGGUGUAUCAUCAUCUAAUAUUAGAGAAGAUAAUAGCCAAGAGUCAAUAACACCCUCAAAGCCAUUAGAAAUCCUCCUCCUGGAAAAAACAAAAUCUUUGCAAAAUGAGAACACGGCUCUAAAGCAAGCAAAUACUAACCUAACAGCAAAAGUUUUAGAAGAUGAACAAGAACUUUCAAAUCUACGCUCACUUGUAACAGAGCAGAAAGGACUAAUUGUUCAUUUAGAGUCAGAUUUAUCUUCAGUGCAGUCACUCUCAACACUUUACCGUGGAGAAGGUGAAGGCUCUUCUAUGCCAGAGAUUGUGGCUGAGGCUGUGAGAGCAUCCACUAGCAGUACUCCUCCUCUAAUAUUCAAUUCUUCAAAUACAAAUCCACCAACUCCUACAUUAGGGGGUAUUCCACCAGACUUCACAUCUGCUGCUGAAUCCCUCUUGCCCAUUAUAUCUGCCCAGAGAGAGCGUUUUCGCCAGCGCAAUGAAGAAUUGGAAGUGGAACUCAUGGGCAAGGCACAGCAAGUAGUAGUCCUUCAAAAUGAACUGGAUACUGUAAGAGCAGAUAAUCUCAAAUUAUAUGAAAAAAUAAGAUUUCUUCAAUCCUACCAGGGCAGGCAAGUAAAGGAAGACACUGCAGCAGAGUCUCGCUAUAGUAGCCAAUAUGAGGAAGCCUUGGAUCCUUUCUCUUCAUUUUCUCGCAAAGAAAAGCAGCGCCGCUAUGCAGCUCUUAGUCCAUUUGAAAAAAUUACACUUUCUAUGGGGCGUUUCAUAUUGAGCAAUAAAACGGCACGAACAGUAACUUUUAUGUACACUGCAUUAGUACAUUGUCUAAUUUUUCUAGUUUUAUACAAACUAGCCCAUACUGAAUCUUGUAAGAGAGACUUUGCUUCUGAGUGUGCACAAAAGUUUGAAGAACACAUGCACCAAGUUCAUGGUGACACUAGUUUUCAUCAUUUACAACAGUAACAGUGGUUUUUAAAGGAAGCACCUAUGAGAUUGUAUUAUUUAAAGUGCAAGUGGCAGUACAGUAUAUAUAAAUAAUAACAUAUAUAUAUAUAUAUAUAUAUAUAUAUAUAUAUAUAUAUAUAUAUAUAUAUAAAAUACAUAAUACAGUACAGUACAGCAUAAAUUGUAUUUAUACAUAUAUUCUUCCCCAGCUUUGUUGGGAGCAUAACUUUUGUAACAAAAGAGAGAGGUGUGUUAAAUAAUGUACAGUAUAUGAAUAGGACCCAUACUGAGCAAUAUUGAAUUUAAGCAGCUAUGUUCAUGUUGGCGUCACUUGACUUAUAAUAUUAAAAAUAAAUAUGGUCUAUUAAUGGCAUGGUUAACAGUUUAACCCUUAGACAGUGGUUAAGGGUUAAUUGUCAAUUGUUGAUUCACAGGGUAAUGUGGUUAUCAUAGGAAGAUUUAACAAAUUAUUGUCUGGGUUUUACAUGUAUGAUGCAAAUAAGGAUAUAAUAGGUCUACGUUGAUAUAAUGGAGUUUACUUUGAACCAUGAAAAAAUCCUACCAUUUCAUGGUACAAAUUCAGUUAUCGUCAUCAAUGUUGCUAGGGGAAUGCGGUCAUCAUCAUAUGAUGAUUUAAACAAUUAUUAUCUGGGUUUUACAUGUAUGAUGCAAAUAUGGAUAUGAACGCUCUCCGUGGAUGUAGAUAUAGAGAAACGGGUGAUAAAACAAUCGGAGAAACAUCGGAGGAUAAAACAGGAGGCGUCAGCAUAGGUGAGCAUCAGGCAUUGACAAGUGCGAGAGCGUUGCCUUGCAGAGUGCCUCCACCCAAUGGAACUAUAAUUAUUCACUUAUUUUUGUGUUUUUCUUACAUUCUGCAUACAAUAAUGAAUGAAUGAAUUUUUCUCUAAUGAAAAAUUAUUUGUUGGAAUUGUUUUAUUUUUGUGUGCAUAGGUUGGUAUGACUAAUUCUCCAUAGCUGCUGUCUAAGGGUUAAGUGUACUUUUGGCUUUGGUUAUUAUGCUUUAAGGUUGUUUAUCCAGCUCACAAGAGGUGCUUGUGUAACCACAUGCAAUAUAUUUUAUACAGUACUUGAUAUUUGUGAAUAUUUACUUACGUGUAUACCAACUAGUACAACUACAGUAUAGUACAUACAUUAAAAUUAAA
Molecule: messenger RNA, 3370 nt
Organism: Procambarus clarkii (red swamp crayfish)
Lineage: Eukaryota; Metazoa; Arthropoda; Malacostraca; Decapoda; Cambaridae
Product: protein CASP
Biological process (GO): intra-Golgi vesicle-mediated transport; regulation of transcription by RNA polymerase II
Cellular component (GO): nucleus; TRAPP complex; Golgi membrane
Molecular function (GO): DNA-binding transcription factor activity, RNA polymerase II-specific; RNA polymerase II transcription regulatory region sequence-specific DNA binding; protein binding
Source: RefSeq, a predicted model, not a curated record